This is a messenger RNA of Solea solea (common sole), 1859 nucleotides long. RefSeq names its product huluwa (gene hwa). Bases 104 to 1066 code for a protein of 320 amino acids. The record is from RefSeq and is a predicted model, not a curated record. NCBI's taxonomy places the organism in Eukaryota, Metazoa, Chordata, Actinopteri, Pleuronectiformes, Soleidae. The transcript has 3 exons.
UUGAUUGACACGUCAGAGCAGCUGCGCAUGCAGAGACAAGUCAGCGAAAUCUCAGCUGAGAUCAGCAAUCUUCCUAAAAUCAACCCAUGUUCUGUGGAAUGAAAUGUCGCAAAUCAACCCGAACACGCCAUCAAGUGUGACAGAAGGUUACCCGGUGACGAAUCUGACUUUAGUCGUGCUUCUGCUCAUACCGUGCGUGGUCAUCCUGCUCCUGCUCAACUGCCUCUUCCUGGGCUACAAGUUAAUGAUCCUGUCAAAGAGGCAGCAGCGGAAGCGCGAGGACACCGAGGAGAUGCUUCUGCAAUCCAACGUGCACAGACUCAGGACAGGCUCGGACCUGGCCUUUUCCCCGCUGCAGGACGGGAGGAGAGUGUAUGUGUCAGUGUCAGAGCCUGUGCUGCCGCAUCCUGUCACUUCCUCCAGGGCUUCAUCCAGGGAGAGGGCCGGGCUGGACCACAGGACCCGGCUCCUCAGGCCCGACGGUGCCACCGGCUCCGGGUCUCUGAGGGCGCCGAGCACCAUCCGGGCCACUUCCUCCGCAGCUGGUUUCAGCCCCAGACUUGACCUGCGCUCCGGCUCGCGGACGCACAGCGCCAGGAAAGGUGGCUGGUGCAGGAGCGCACCACUUCUACCACAGUCCAGCGACUCAGAGGCCGAAACCAGACUCAACCUGGCUCCACCAAACUCUCCCACGGAGACAGAACAUGUGGGUUAUAUUUAUCAGAGCAGGACUCAUGCGAUGCUGAAAGAUGUGAACCCAGCUGCUGCAGCUGCUGCGGUGCAUGUGUUUGACAGAGUCGAGAUGGAGUGCGAGUACACCAACCUACCUUCAGAGACGUCCUGUCUGAACAUGUCCGCAGUGGGGCCUGGACUCGACAGCGACUUCGGUGCAAGUGCAGGUGUCUCCCUGCGGAUCCUGUCAGCAGACAGCGACAGCCUGUCCAACGGUGUGAUAGCUUCAGUUUUGGAGUGGGAUUAUUAUGACCCUUGCUACGUCAAACAGAACAACGUACCCCGACAUAAACACCACAGGCCUGCAGUGCAUACUAAACAGUACUGGGUGUGAAACGAGAAGUGAUUUUAAAGUUUAUUUGUUUAAUUUUAUUUAAAUAACUUAUUUACUCAUUUAAAACACAUACAUGUGAUGUCAUUUGAUGUUAUUUACGUGUCACUUUUGAUCACAAUGAUUUUUCACUAGUUUGAAUUGAGAUUUUAUGAUGAAGUCACUCUGCCACUGAAGUUGAUCGGUUACAAAAUAUUUACUAUGAACGUUCACUUGCAUUGUCAAUCAUGUGCUGCACACCCUUCACUUUUAUGUUCACGUUAGUAACUGUCACUAUGUAAAAACACUGUUUGACCAGUUCUGGAUUUCAUCAACUUUCACAUCAUAAUUUAUACUCACUGAUAUUGUUAUUCACCAAUAAAAUUAAUUUAAUUACAGUGCCUAAUUGUGUUUCAUUUCAAUGCGGUGUAUGUUUCAGAAUUAUCUCCAAAUUCAAAGUCAGAACAGAACAUUAGACAUUCAACAAUAUCUCUCUGCAGCAAUACUAUUAAUUAUUGUUUUUCUAAUUCAGAGACCUCAAUAUUUCACUGAGAGUGACGCACAGUACUUUGGUUGGUGCCAGUGCUUCUUGGGUGUUUUUACAUCAAUGGACAUGCAUGCGGAUAACUCAAUUGUGAGGUAAUGAGAGAAUUAUAUCAGAAGAGACAGAAGAAAGUCUUUCAAGUUAUAGAAAAGCAAAACAUUCCCUUCCCACAGUGCCCUAUUAAACAAAACCUGUGUGUGAAAAAAUGUCCCAUCGUGAAGAUAGGGCACAAGUGUCCAAACAAACGUGUCCCAAUCACCAAAAGAGGCAUAA